Messenger RNA from Penicillium canariense, 4455 nucleotides. RefSeq lists its product as uncharacterized. The transcript is spliced from 2 exons. Gene Ontology annotation, molecular function: ATP binding; DNA binding; histone binding. NCBI's taxonomy places the organism in Eukaryota, Fungi, Ascomycota, Eurotiomycetes, Eurotiales, Aspergillaceae. Bases 1 to 4455 code for a protein of 1484 amino acids. Gene Ontology annotation, cellular component: chromatin; nucleus. Gene Ontology annotation, biological process: negative regulation of transcription by RNA polymerase II; chromatin remodeling. The record is from RefSeq and is a predicted model, not a curated record.
AUGUCUCAGCUAGGAGACAACCAGUCACCAGGGCCCAAUGGCCACGAUGCAAUGGUUGACCAGCUAAUGAGGCAACCCGAGAGCUUCACAUCUGACCCAGCACCGGUCAAUGAGCCAGAACCUCGGCAGGAAUCUCAAGAGGCCCAGCAGCUCCAACAGCCAGUGACCAUGCAGAAUCCAAUCCUCCAAGUCAUUGUCCCUAGAGUUCACAAUCACAGCGACUACAAAUACCUUCCGGGCCAUUUCAAGGUCCGGCGAAUUUUGCACAUCGAAUCAAGCAAUCCCGAGAAGCCGGUGUACACCGUUCGACUUGCGAGCGGAGAACGAGAGAUUAUGACACCCCAUCGACUCAUGCGUCUUGAAAAUAGCACGCAAGCUCUGGAUGUAUUCAGUCCAGAAACGGAAUCUGACGACGAAAUUCUAAUGGUAGGUUCUCGAGCCACCGCACGCAAUCUCUCAUUCGGGGGGGACGGGGCAGAAGAUGGGACAGGAGAUGGAGAAUGGAAAAUGGUUGAUUCCGGCAGUCGAAUUUUACGGCCACGCCGCCAUAUUUCUACUGCGCCUGGCCAGUACGCUGCGUUCUACCGGACCCAAAGCAGCUCCAGUUCCGAUGAAAACCAGGAAAGCUCCAGUGAUGAACUCAAUGAGCGCCAGCCCUCAAGACGGCGUAGGUUGAGCCGACGUCCAAGAAGACAGAUUCCAUCAUCCAAUGAGGACGAGGAGUCACCUGCCCCCGAACCGCCAACGCGUGUUUCCACUCGUCUCCGCAAGAGCGUCCGCAACAACCUGCGUGAACGAUUGGAAGAUGACCUUUCGGACGCAGAGGGUGACGCUCCUAAACAACAGAAAUACGCCGGAGCCCGAGAAGCUUUCCCCGUUCUUCAACGAGAUGAUGAAUUCAGACAGCGACACUUUGCAUGCUGUUCUACCUGCAAUUACUACGAGGACGAUGAAGUUAAAGGACCACUUGUUUUUUGCCAGGGCUGCACUUCUUCAUAUCACCAACAGUGUCUUGGUCCCCGCAGUAGCAGAGAACACCUUGUCACAAAGAUUGAUGAGGAGCACUUCAUUCUUCAGUGUCGCCGCUGUCUUGGGGUUGCACACAGCAAACACGAUGUUUCUCCUCACCUAGGCUCUUGCGCUGUUUGCAAAGAAAAGGGCCCGAUGUCACAGCCACUCCGGGUACGUCUCUCCUCCAAGGAAGAGCAGCAGCAACGCAUCGCAAAUGGUGGUACGGACCCUAUUACCCCGGUCGACAUGGCUCAAGUAAACAGCAUCGAUAACAUCCUUUUCCGGUGCGCGAGCUGCCAUCGAGCCUUCCACAUUGAACACCUUCCGGCGAAACCAGAUCAUGACCUCACGGAGGUAUUUUGCGAAUACACGACGCAUUGGCAAUGCCAAGAAUGCUCUGAUGCCCCAGGUGAGAUUGAAGCUCUAGCUGCUUGGCGUCCCUGCAAUUCACCCUUCAAGGGCUCAAGACAACCCCUUGUUGAAGUUAUCCCGGAAGUAGAAAAGGAGUAUCUCGUCAAGUGGAAGCAGAAGUCAUACUUCCGGACUAAUUGGAUGCCUGGAGACUGGGUUUGGGGCGUCAGUACUGUCGCCAUGCGUCGAGCGUUCUUCAACUCUCCCAAGGCCCGGAAUCCAAUUUGGACAGCUGAAGAGGCGAUCCCGGAGGAGAAUCUACGAAUUGAUAUCGUCUUUGAUGUUACCUUUCCAGAUGGUACCGACCCGGAGGAUCUGAAUAAUCCCGAGCUUGUUCAAGAGGCGUUUGUCAAAUACAAGGGCUUAAACUAUGAGGACUCGGUCUGGGAAUCGCCUCCGGACCUAAAUGACACUGCUCGAUGGGAGGACUUCGAGCUCGCUUUCAAUGACUGGUUGUACCGAGACACUAUCGAGCCCCCAAAUCGAAACACCCUCAAGAAGCACCUUGACUCUGUGCGGCGCCAGAAUUUCGAGAGGGAUCUGGUCUUGGAAACUGAACCCGAGUUGAUCACCGGUGGCCAACUCAUGGAGUAUCAGCUAGACGGUGUGAAUUGGCUUUACUACAUGUUCAUGAAGCAGCAAAAUUCCAUCCUAGCCGACGACAUGGGCCUGGGCAAGACGAUACAGGUUAUUGCUCUUUUUGCCACCCUUAUUCAGAAACAUCAGUGCUGGCCAUUCCUCGUUGUUGCCCCCAACUCAACUGUUCCCAACUGGCGGCGUGAGAUCAAGAAGUGGUCGCCGGGAAUCCGAGUUGUCACAUACUAUGGCUCAGCUUUCUCCCGCCAGAUGGCGAAUGAUUACGAAAUGUUCCCCCAGCGCAACAGAAAACUUCGAUGCCAUGUGGUGAUUGCCUCGUACGAGAGCAUGGUAGAUGAAGAGGCGAAGAAGGCUUUGUCUAGAAUUCAUUGGGGAGGGCUGGUCGUUGAUGAAGGACAGCGUCUCAAGAACGACAAAUCACAGCUGUAUGAUCGACUCUGCCGAAUGAAGUUUGACUUCAAGGUUCUUCUCACUGGCACGCCUCUGCAAAAUAAUAUUCGGGAGCUAUUCAACCUGAUACAAUUCCUCGACCCCGACAAGGAUGCGAAUAUAUUAGAGGAGCAAUACGGAACGCUUACUACGGAGAACAUCAGAUCUCUUCACGACAUGAUCCGUCCGUUCUUCCUUCGUCGUACCAAAGCUGAGGUGUUGCCAUUUCUUCCGCCCAUGGUGCAAAUUAUCAUCCCCGUGUCGAUGUCUGUCGUGCAAAAGAAGCUGUACAAAUCGAUCCUGGGAAAGAACCCGCAAUUGAUCCAGGCAAUCUGCAAGAAGCAGACUGGCUCACUGAACAAAAAGAUCGAGCGGCACAACUUGAACAAUAUCUUGGUACAGCUUCGAAAAUGUCUUUGUCACCCUUUUAUCUACAACAGAGCCAUCGAGGAAAUGACCAGUGAUCCUAUUGUGGCUUUUCAACGCUUAGUAGAGGCUUCUGGAAAACUCAGGUUGCUAAAUGUGAUGCUACCCAAACUUCAAGAGCGUGGACACAGGGUCCUAAUCUUCAGCCAAUUUCUGGAGAACCUAGAUGUUGUUGAAGACUUCCUCAGUGGUCUUCAACUUCGCUACUGCCGCCUAGAUGGAAAUUUGACAUCUCGGCAGAAGCAACACCAGAUCGAUCAGUUUAAUGCGCCCAACUCUCCGUUCUUCGCGUUCUUGCUAUCAACUCGAUCAGGGGGUGUGGGUAUCAACCUUGCCACUGCUGACACUGUCAUCAUCAUGGAUCCAGACUUCAAUCCAAAGCAAGACCUGCAAGCUUUGUCCCGUGCCCAUCGAAUUGGCCAAAAGAACACCGUCUUGGUCUUCCACUUGACCACUCGGGGAUCAGUGGAAGAAAAGAUCAUGGAAAUGGGCAAGAAAAAGCUCGCACUGGAUCAUGUGCUUAUUGAGCGCAUGGAAGCUGAUGAAGACCAGGAGGAUUUGGAAUCCAUCCUCAGGCACGGUGCUCAAGCUUUAUUCAAUGACGACAAGUCUCUCGACAUCCAUUAUGAUUCGGACUCUAUCAACAAGCUCCUCGACCGCAGCCAGGCCGUAAAGGUUGAAAAGAUUGCGUCAGAUACCCCCGCUUCCUCGACCGAUCAGCCACAAUUCAGCUUCGCACGUGUGUGGCAGAAUGACAGCGGCACGCUCGAAGAAGUCACCGAAACUGAGGAGACGCCUGUUGAUGCCACUGUUUGGGAGGAAAUACUCCGUGAGCGGGAGCGCGAUGCCAAAGAGGAAGAAUACAGAAAGGCGGAGGGUCUUGGGCGUGGUAAGCGUAAACGAGCCGCAGUCAACUACCAAACUAUCAGAGAGGACGACGACGCUAACGAGCGGGGGGCGAUGAUUUCCUCUCCUGUCAAAGCGCGCAAGGCAGGCGACAGUGACGUCGAGUUCCAGCAAGAAGAGGAAGCUGCGCAAAGCGACACUACGUCAAAUGCAAUUGAGAACGCGAUGGAUAUUCAACAGCCGACUCCUACCCAAUCGAAGUCACUUUCUUUCAAGCGUGUCCACAACCCGCCACCUGAACCACCUCUCGGCCUGGAUGGCACCAUGGAUUUCCCUGCUCGCUGCAUUGCAUGCAACCAGCAUCACUUGCUCGGCCACUGCGCCUUGAAGAAAGUGGGACACGAAUAUUGCCCUCUGUGUGGCCUAGCGCACUUCGGCAGAAAUCGUAACUGUUCGCACUUCAGGUCUGAGACUCAGGUCCGCCGCAUGCUGGAUGCGUUAAGCCGGAGCAAUGAAAACCCAGACCAUGUUCGUUUGGCCAAAAAAUACCUGCAAGGUACCCUCGGUCACCUGGCAGCUCAGGCCCGCAUACAGGCGCAAAAAGAGGCAGACCUACUAGUGCCACGGAUCUCCUUGGCGCCACGCAGUCAGCACAUCGAAUGGCCUGCCCAGCCUCCUCCUGCGGCUAUAGUUCAGCCCCCGAGGAAUGAUCCGAUGAUCAUUGACCUUACUUAG